Eruca vesicaria subsp. sativa (arugula) is the source of this 465-nucleotide messenger RNA. The record is from the annotation of a GenBank genome assembly. NCBI's taxonomy places the organism in Eukaryota, Viridiplantae, Streptophyta, Magnoliopsida, Brassicales, Brassicaceae.
AUGGCGAAUAGUAAUCUUCCGCGUAGGAUCAUCAAGGAAACUCAACGUCUGCUUAGUGAACCUGCUCCGGGGAUAAGUGCGUCUCCGUCAGAGGAAAACAUGCGCUAUUUCAAUGUUAUGAUCCUUGGUCCUACCCAGUCUCCUUAUGAAGGUAGUGGAGUAUUUAAGUUGGAACUCUUUUUACCUGAAGAAUAUCCUAUGGCAGCUCCCAAGGUUAGGUUUCUCACCAAGAUAUACCAUCCUAACAUUGACAAGCUUGGAAGAAUCUGCCUUGACAUACUGAAAGACAAAUGGAGUCCUGCGCUACAAAUAAGAACUGUGCUCUUGAGUAUUCAAGCUCUUCUAAGUGCACCAAACCCAGAUGAUCCCCUCUCUGAGAACAUAGCUAAGCACUGGAAAAGCAAUGAAGCAGAAGCUGUGGAGACAGCUAAGGAGUGGACUCGUCUAUAUGCAAGUGGCGCUUGA